Messenger RNA from Myodes glareolus (Bank vole), 2569 nucleotides. RefSeq names its product podocan like 1 (gene Podnl1). Lineage: Eukaryota; Metazoa; Chordata; Mammalia; Rodentia; Cricetidae. The record is from RefSeq and is a predicted model, not a curated record. Gene Ontology annotation, molecular function: protein binding.
AACAAAAAGGGAAGUCGAGGCACAGAGACCCGGUUCAAACAGGCUGACCAGCUGCGGGCUCACAUGGACAACCACCAGCCUCUGCUUCCUUUGCAUUUAUUUCCUUCUAAGAGUAGUGACUGUUUGGGGGUGGGCUGUGGUUGCCAGCCAGGCAUGAGAAGGGAAGCCCAAGCCUCCCUUGAGCCCCCCUGGUUGGCUUCAUCUCCUUGGGGACCCUCCACUGCCUCCCCCAUCCACUGGCACCCCAUUCCUGCCUGUGGUCAGCCCAAAUACCAGAUAGGGUGAGUCUCAGCCAUUCUCAAACAUUCCUCAUCACUGUGGCUCAAUUUAGGCUGGCUGAGGUUAUGAAAAUAGAGCGGGGCGGUUGGAGCAGGAGGGAACUGGAGGGAUGGGCUAGAUGGGCCUUGCCACCCUAUCCAGCCCUCUGCCUCCUCUCUUCAGGGAGGGGAUGGUCAUUCCCUCAGGCCCUGUGGUAUAGCUCUGUGUGUGUGUGUGUGUGUGUGUGUGUGUGUGAGCAUGCGCGUGUGUGUGUGUCCUGUGUUGAGAGAUGGAGGACAGCUGUAGUCACAGGGGAAGUUGGAGAAAGUGAAUGCUGGAACGGAGCGUGAGGAGAGGCAGCACUGGGCUGAUUAUGAGGCCUCAAGAGCUGCUGCUGCUCCUGAUGUUGAGGUGGGCCGGAGCACAGAUGGAAGACCCUGCCUUCCCACACUUGGGUGACAGCUCACAGCCCCUGUUGAGGGCCUGUCCUUGGCGCUGCUCGUGUCCCCGAGACGACACAGUGGACUGCGCUGGCCUGGGCCUGAGUGUGUUCCCAGACAACAUCACCAAGGCUGCUAGGCACCUGUCCUUGCAGAACAACCAGCUGCAGGAGCUCCCCUACAACGAGUUGUCUCGCCUCAGUGGCUUGCGCACCCUGGACCUGCACAGCAACCUCAUCUCCUCAGAGGGUCUGCCUGAUGAGGCCUUUGAGUCCCUCACCCAGCUAGAGCACUUCUACGUGGCUCACAACAAGCUCUCUGUUGCACCCCAGUUCCUGCCACCCUCCCUGCGUGUCGCCGAUCUGGCUGCCAAUGAAGUGGUGGAAAUCUUUCCUCUCACCUUUGGGGAGAAGCCUGAACUCCGGUCUGUAUACCUCCACAACAACCGACUGAACAACACUGGUUUGCCACCUACCACCUUCCUCGGUUCGGAGGCCAUUACCACCCUAAGUCUCUCCAGCAAUCAGCUCAGCUACCUGCCACCCAGUCUGCCAUCCUCUCUGGAGCGGCUUCACCUGCAGAACAAUCUUAUCUCCAAGGUGCCCAGAGGAGCCCUGAGCCUCCAGACGCGACUCCGGGAGCUGUACCUCCAGCACAAUCAGUUGACAGACAGUGGCCUGGAUGCAACCACCUUCAGCAAACUAAGCAGCCUUGAGUAUCUGGACCUGUCCCACAACCAGCUGACCGCUGUGCCCGAGGGUCUACCCGGAACCCUGACCAUACUGCACCUGGGUCGCAACUGCAUCCAGCAGGUGGAAGCGGUGCGGCUGCACAGAGCGAGGGGCCUGCGCUACCUGUUGCUGCAGCACAAUGAGCUGGGGGCCUCGGCGCUGCCUGCCGGGACGCUGAGGCCUCUGCGGGCUCUGCACACGCUGCACCUCUACGGCAACAGGCUGGAGCGCGUGCCCCCAGCACUGCCCCGCCACCUGAAGGCCCUGGUGAUGCCCCACAACCGCGUGGCCGUGCUAGGUGCUCGGGAUCUGGUUUCUGCGAGAGCCCUGGCGGAGCUCAACCUGGCCUACAACCGCCUGGCCAGCGCGCGCGUGCAUCCGGGUGCCUUCCGCCGCCUGCGCGCCCUGCGCAGCUUGGACCUGGCCGGCAACCAGCUGAGUCGGCUGCCGGAGGGCCUGCCCCCAAGUCUGCGCUCUCUGAAACUGCAACGCAACCAACUGCGGGCCCUGGAGCCAGAGCUGUUGGCCGGCCUGAAUAAGCUGCAGGAACUGAGUCUGGCGCACAACCGGCUCCGCGUGGGCGACAUCGAGCCGGGCACCUGGCACGAGCUGCAGGCACUGCAGGUGCUGGACCUGAGCCACAAUGAGCUCUCUUUCGUGCCCCCUGACCUGCCUGAGGCCUUGGAGGAGCUGCACCUGCAAGCUAACCGUAUCAGCCACGUGGGCCCAGAGGCCUUCCUCAGCACACCCCACCUGCGUGCCCUCUUCCUGAGGGCCAACAGGCUUCAUAUGACAAGCAUCGCGGCCGAGGCCUUCCUGGGGCUUGCACAUCUACGUGUGGUAGACACUGCAGAAAACCCAGAACAGGUCCUGGUCCAGCUGCCACCCAAGAACAGGGGAGCCCUGACCCCCAAGGGCUAGCCAAGUAGCCCUGAGCGCUGAUGUACUGUGGACUAAGGAAGUUCUCAGUUGGGGCCUUGGAGGCUGGGCCUGUUCUGUCCAGAGCUGGUCAAAGCACUAUGAACAGGUGUCUACUAGGGGUGGGGGGUGGGGGCUGAAGCAGGAAGCAUGCUGACCUGAACAUUCUGGGGUGCAGACUAUGGUGAUGGGGUAAAUAAACUGGACCCCUUUCCACGUUCA